AUGCAAAACCUUGACUCGCUCCUUGAAAAUAAUUCAAGCGAUCUUUCAGAAAUAAAAGUUCAUAGUUUGAUUAAUAAGACUUAUAGCGAAGCAAGCUUAAAGUACUUAAUUCCGAUAAACCCAAAUGAGCAGCCAGUGAGCUUCACUGAAAUGAAAUUCAAUCCGACUUGCUUUUCUGUCAAUGGGCAUUCUAUAUCUGAUCGUGUCAGUUAUAAUGGGCAUUCUAUAUCUGAUCGUGUCAGUUAUAAUGGGCGUUCUAUAUCUGAUCGUAUCAGUUAUAACUCAUCUAAGCCUAAUAAUGAUGCUCAAUUUAAUAUUGACACUUCAAAGAAUCCAGAUUUCGCAAUAUAUUUGCUUUAUGUUCUUACCCUGAAUCCCUUUAGCCCGGACACUCAAGUAGACAGUAAAUUUGAGUAUUCUGAUCAAUAUAAAUCAAACCUAGCCCAAGUCGGGAUUUCUCAAAACACCAACUCGAUAUUUAGCCCAGUAAUAACCCUCCCACUCAUCAAUGAAAGUGUUGUGGCUGUUUAUGAUGUUUACGACCAAGACUUAAAAAUGACUUGCUCUGUCUAUCUUCAGCAAAUCAGCCAGUAUUCUUUUAAGUUUUGUGGAACAUUUUUUAAAUCGAAGGUGUGGCAACUUGCGCUUAUGAAAUUCCAGGACUGAUAA
Molecule: messenger RNA, 669 nt
Organism: Blepharisma stoltei
Lineage: Eukaryota; Ciliophora; Heterotrichea; Heterotrichida; Blepharismidae
Source: the annotation of a GenBank genome assembly